This is a messenger RNA of Penicillium verhagenii, 4362 nucleotides long. Its product is annotated as putative ATP dependent RNA helicase. Bases 1 to 4362 code for a protein of 1453 amino acids. Gene Ontology annotation, cellular component: intracellular anatomical structure. The record is from RefSeq and is a predicted model, not a curated record. NCBI's taxonomy places the organism in Eukaryota, Fungi, Ascomycota, Eurotiomycetes, Eurotiales, Aspergillaceae. Gene Ontology annotation, molecular function: RNA binding; ATP binding. The transcript has 8 exons.
AUGCCACCAAACAAUAAGAAAAAGAAAAAGCCCGCCUCAAAUCCCGCGCGGGGCUUCGCAACGGUCUCAAUACCUUCCAAACCGAAGCCAGAGGCUAUCGAAACACCUACCUCAACAGCUACAGAAUCAAAGCCUACUCCGCAAAACGAAACCCUACCUACAAGCCAAGAAGACCGUCCGGUCGAUGCGGGCGCACCACAGAGCGGCCCCUCAUUACAAGACUACACACCCGAGGAACUUGAGAAGCACUUGGAGGAAGCAGAGCUACAAAUUUUGAUCGAAAAAAAUGCGGCCAAAUGCAGGAGCGAUGCGGUGCGCCAAGCUACCAAAAUGGAAAAUGAACGUCGUGUCUUCAGACAGCAGUCGGUGACCUUGGGUCUUCUCGAAUGGCUUCCGGCAGAUGUGCAAGAUAGAAUUCUGGAGCUAGCUGGCUCAGAAGACCAUGAUUAUCUUAUCUCCAAUGGACGGAAUGUCAGCGGAAAGCAGGAGGGCUCUGAGGAGGAGCUCCUUGUGAAGCUCUGGACAUUGCAGGAAACACUUUUCAAACUUGGGUUUACUAACAAUGGAGUGGAAGGAGCACUCAAGCACAUCAUCUUGUAUUUCAGGGAAACACCCAUGAGUGCUAGCCGAGAUGCUGUGUGGAAUCUAGAUGAGGCCUUGGAAUGGUUGGCGAAGAACAGUCCCAAGCAAGAUCUCCCCUCAUACACACAGACUAGUUCACGACCUCAAAAAGAUGCAGAGGUCACAUCAUGGAUGAUUGGAUCGGACCCAUCGAGGGCUUCUACUCCCAAUAAGACUUCGAAUGGAAACAAGCAAGAAAAGCCUAAAGCAGAAUGGAAGGCUGCAAAAGUUGCGCCUCCUGUUUCUUACGACUCGGAUAGCUCGGUUGACCCCGAUUCCAUGGUUCCAGAAUGGUUGGAUUUUCAGACCAAGCUCUAUGGCCUUCAACCAGAAUUGUUCGAUCGUCCAGGUAAGGGCAAAAAGGGCCGCGGAUCUGCGCCCAGUCCGUCCGAGGACCCUGAAGUGGCUAAAUUGCAACGCAAGAUUGCCAAAAUAGAACGUGAUGUUCUGUUUGAGCGCCGAGAGGCCGAGUACAUUUGGCAACUCAGGCUCGAAGAUCUCAGAAAGGACACGGCCUUCCUCCGGCGUCCAGCUGAGAAAAAGAAAGAAGUUGAGGUGGUCAGCCAGGAACAGGAGCCCGAAGAUCCCAAUUUGACCGUUCCAUCACUUGAAGAGAUGGAUGAGGCGGAUGGUCUACUGGGUGGUAUGUUCGAGAACGAGGCUGAAAAGUCGGGCUCGGUGCUAGGCCUUGCACCUCCCGAGAAUGGAGCCAAAAUUACGCUUCGGGACUUUGGCAGGUCAACAGGCCUGAGUCCACGCCGAGUCUUGGAGGAGACCUGCAAGGCUAGAGAUUCAGCAUGCAAGGUUGUCUAUCAAGACUUUUCGUCCUCGGGGCAUCACAACAGAAAGGCCAUCGAGGUCCGCUGGUCCAAGCCGCAAGAGCCUCCCUUCCUAUUGAAGGUGGAGUCGGUCACGCAUAAGUCGAAUGGAAAUGCAACAUUCGUUUCAAUGGAUACUCUUGCAACACCUGACUCUCAACAAGCAGAGGGAUACGUAUCGACUCUUGCGUUGUUCAUUCUUUUCCCUCAAAGCUCCAAAGAAGGCAAGGCCUAUCUACGGAUACCUGCAGUCUGGAGAGAUCUUUGGACCGAGUUUUCUGAACUGAAGAAGACGCAGGAGGAUGAAGUGGACAAAACUACAGUCAAGAACCUAAAACUUCUCGUACAGGAAAAUCAAGGUACUUUUGAGGAUGAUGUUGUACUAUUGGACAACUUCCGGAAGAGAAAUGGAAAUGGUGUGAAGCCGGCCACUCCCAUGAAAGGUAACUCCAGGGACAACAACUUUAUUGGGGGAGAUGAUCGAUUAAGGGAGGCAUGGCACGCAAAGGCAUCCGCCCCAUCUUUCCACAAAAUGAUGCAGGGCCGAAUGACCCUUCCUAUUUGGAAUUUCAAAGAUGAGAUUCUGGAGACUUUGGAGACUCAUCGAGUAAUCAUCAUCUGCAGUGAGACCGGAAGUGGAAAGAGUACUCAGAUCCCAUCUUUUAUCCUUGAGCAUGAAAUGCUUCAAGGCCGCCCUUGUAAAGUGUAUGUGACGGAACCGCGUCGAAUUUCGGCCAUCUCACUUGCUCGUCGAGUCAGUGAAGAACUGGGAGAGAGUAAGAAUGAUGUGGGGACGUUCCGAUCUCUUGUCGGUUUCGCGGUUAGACUGGAGAGCAAGAUCACAUCUUCCACUCGACUUGUAUAUGCAACCACCGGUGUUGUUGUGCGCAUGCUGGAGCGGCCAGAUGACUUCCAGGAUAUCACCCACGUUGUUCUGGACGAAGUCCACGAGCGAACAAUUGAUAGUGACUUUUUGCUGGUUGUUCUUCGCCGGUUGAUGCAGAAACGGCUCGAUCUUAAACUCAUUCUGAUGUCUGCUACUCUUGAAGCUCAACGUUUCUCUACCUACCUUGGUGGUGUACCGGUUCUCAACAUCCCUGGACGAACUUUCCCUGUGGAAAUGAAGUAUCUUGAGGAUGCAGUUGAGUUGACCAACUAUCGGUUAUCUGAAGAUGAUGCAAAGAUAGUUCCAGACGAUGACCCUGAUGAGGCUGAAGAUUCCAAUAGCGACACUGGAGGCUUACAAGCCAGUCUUGAAGGAUAUUCCAAGCAGACACGGGAAACCGUGGUCAGAUUUGACGAGUAUCGUAUGGAUUUCCAGCUGAUCAAGCGACUGCUUCUCAAGAUAGCCACUGCUCCGGAGAUGGACCGUUACAGCAAGGCAAUCUUGGUCUUUAUGCCUGGUCUGGCUGAGAUCCGUCGUCUUAAUGACGAACUUCUCGCCGAGCCUACCUUCCAAAAGGGAUGGAUUGUUCAUGCUCUCCACUCCUCAAUUGCCAGUGAAGAUCAAGAAAGGGCAUUCAACGUGCCGCCUCCAGGCACAAGAAAGAUCGUUAUUGCCACUAACAUUGCUGAGACUGGUAUUACCAUUCCAGACAUUACUGCAGUUGUUGACACAGGAAAGGAGAAGAUGAUGCGAUUCGACGAAAGGAGACAGCUUUCUCGCCUGGUGGAGUCAUUUAUUUCCCGUGCCAAUGCGAAGCAAAGACGUGGUCGAGCAGGCCGUGUCCAGGAGGGCAUCUGCUUCCAUCUCUUCACUAAACAGCGACACGACAAGCUGCUGGCUGGGCAACAAACGCCGGAAAUGCUCCGACUAUCCCUCCAAGACCUUGUUCUACGAGUUAAAAUCUGCAAAUUAGGCGAGGUUGAACAAACCCUUCUAGAAGCUCUGGACCCACCAUCUUCUAAGAACAUUAGACGUGCUAUUGAUUCUCUCAAGGAAGUGAAAGCUCUCACCAGCAAUGAAAGUCUUACGCCCUUGGGAAGUCAAUUAGCAAAGCUGCCGCUGGAUGUAUUCCUCGGAAAACUGAUCAUCCACGGAGCAUUCUUCAAGUGUCUUGAUGCUGCUGUCAGCAUUGCUGCCAUUCUUUCCUCCAAAUCGCCUUUCGUCAACACCAUGGGAUCGAAUUCGCAACGUGACGCCGCACGAAACUCUUUCCAGAGAGGCGACUCAGAUCUAUUGACAGUCUACAAUGCCUACUGCGGCUGGAGACGCUCACGAAGCACACCCGGCACAAAUGAGUUCACAUUCUGUCGGAAGAACUUCCUCAAUCCACAAACACUCAUGGGUAUCGAGGACGUUAAAAUGCAGCUCAUCGUAUCCAUUGCUGACGCCGGGCUCCUAAGCCUGGACCCUUCACAGAAGUCUGCGCUAAACAGAGCCCGCUCAAGCAACCGAAACCGUCAAUUCUUCAUAAUCCCCGAAGAACACGACAUCAACAGCACGAACGAUGUCGUUAUAAACUCCGUCAUCGCCUGGAGCUUUUACCCCAAGCUCCUCACCCGCGAAGGAAAGGGCUGGCGCAACGUUCUGAACAACCAGUCCGUCACCUUACACCCCACCUCUGUAAAUAAACGCGCCGAUCACGCUAUCAAGUGGCUCUCGUAUUACCACAUCAUGCAAGCUCGUAACCGCAACUUGAACGCGCACGAGACUACCGCUGUGGAUGAUUUCGCGAUUGCCCUGCUAUGUGGCGAGGCCGAGUUCAAGCUACACUCAGGCGUCAUCUCCAUCGACGCAAACCGCAUUCGCUUCGCCCUGCGCGACUGGAAGUCCAUGCUCGCGCUUAAAUUCCUCAACGCGCGCCUCCGCGACCUGCUCGCCACGACCUUUAAGAACCCGCAUCGUCCGCUCUCGUACAAGCAGCAGCAGUGGCUAGAGAUCUGGCAGCAGAUCUUCGCAGCGCAGGGUAGCAAGCGCUGA